CACCUGAAAGCAUUCAUUGACAAUGUUGCUGUUGUGGGUGACGCUGUUACCGGCGGUGUUGUCUGUUGAACUCCUCCAUGAUGCUGACUUUGACGGCACGACCACCUACGGAGGGGACACCAGUGCGGGGUGGUGGUGUGUGCAGUGCGAUGCCGUUCCCAGCGUCGACACACACUCAGGGUCGCACAGUGUCAAGGUUACAAACAGAAAGCAAAAUUGGGGCAGUAUAACCCAGUCUUUUAAGCCUAAAGGUGGGCACAAGUAUUCGUUCAGGGCUUACGUGAAGAUUUUGAACUUAGCCAAGGGUAAGGUGUACCACAGCAUGCAGACAACGCUGGAGAUCAAGGGAAGCAAUGGUAAUACUAAAUAUGAACAAAUUGGUACAACUCCACAUCUGAGACCUGGCUCCUGGCACAUUGUGGGCGGGGACUACCAUAUGCCAAAUGAUGUCAAGGAGGUGCGCCUGUACUUCCAGAUCGCGGAGCCCCAGGUCAACUACUUACUUGACACGGCCAGCAUUGAGGAGAUCCCUCAAAUUGCCAACCUUAAGUCCGACACCAAUAGGAGAAUAGACAUGCUCCGAAAGAAUAAUAUUGACAUCAAAGUAACGAAUAGCAACGUGCACGCCUCUGGUCUCACAGUGGAGGUCCAGCAAACUAGCAGCGAGUUCGGCUGGGGCUCUGCUGUGGAUGCCAAUGACAUCACAGACUCCCAACACAAGAAAUACCAGGACUACUUUUAUGACAACUUUGAGUGGGCUGUUCUAGAGAAUGCUCUCAAGUGGUACUCAAUGGAACAAAACCAGGGGCAAGAUAACGUAGCACUUCCUGAGAAAGCAGUUGACACUUUGCGGUCAAAGGGCAUCAAGGUGAGAGGACAUAACAUCUUCUGGGCAGUAGCUCAGUGGGUGCCAAACUGGCAGAAACAACUGUCCGAGUCAGCUCUCAAGCAAGCAAUGGUGAAGAGGGUAGCGGACAGCGUCGGUCACUUCAAGGGAAAGCUUCCUCACUGGGAUGUCAACAACGAGAACGUUCAUGGGGAUUUCUAUGCUCAAAAACUCCAUGAUCCUGAUAUCACCGUUUGGAUGUUUAACGAAGCCCACAAUGCUGACCCUAAUUCCCUACUUUUCCUUAAUGAUUACAACGUCGUCAGUCAAAAUGAAGCCACUGUGGCAUUUGAAGAUGAGGCGCAGUACAUACUUGGAAAAGGUGCUCCAGUCAAGAGGCUCGGUAUCCAGUCCCACUUUGAUGGGCAGCCAAUCGAUUAUGACCUUGUCAAGCAUCGCCUUGACGAAGUUGCCCGUGCAGGGUUAAAGAUGUGGAUCACUGAGCUGGACAUUGAUGACUGGAACGAGAACACGAAAGCUGACAAGUAUGAGGCGCUGCUCCGACUGUACUUCAGUCACCCAGCUGUGGAGGGGAUCAUGUUCUGGGGAUACUGGGAUGGGAGACACUGGCGACCUAACGCUGCUCUAGCUAAUGGACAAGAUGUGACGCCGAACGCUGCAGGGCGGAGGGUGAAACAGUUGAUCAAGGGGGAGUGGAGGACCAACGAGUCACACCCUGUCAAGGAGGGGCAGAAUCUCCGAGUGAGAGGAUUCAAAGGAGACUACACGGUGCAGGUCAAACACAACGGAAACGUCAUCAAGACCGAGCACUUCACCCUGAGUGACAACGGUGUUGAUCUGACUAUCAGUCUGUCGGGAUCAGGUAGCAACCCGCAGGUAUUUGAGAGCUCAGCUAUUAUACCUGGAAUUGGCAAAGCGUUUUUCUUAUCAUACCUUGCUAAAGUACAUCGUUCUCCUUAUCGACCUGAACUUACCCGCUAUUUAUAUAACAACGGCCAAACCCUAGUCACAUACUACAGAUUCCGACACGCAAUGUUGCUUGUGUUAACACUUCUCCCGGCCUUAGUGCUGGGUGAACAACUGAAGAACGCUGACUUCGACAGCACAACAUACACCGCCUCGGCAGGAUGGUGGUGCAACAACUGUGCGGCUUCCGGCAGCUCCGACAGGCACUCCGGCUCACACAGUGUCAAGGUCACAAACAGGCAACAUGACUGGGCCGGCAUUACGCAGACCUUUCCAGCCCAAGGGGGACACCUCUACCUUUUUCGAGCCUAUGUGAAAAUCCUUAACUUGGCUCAGGGCAAGAUGUACCACAGCAUGGACGUGAUGCUUGAGAUCAAGGAUAACGGGGGAAACUUGCAGUACGUUCAGGUUGGCUCAACACCCCAUAUCAAACCGGGCGACUGGCACGUCGUCGGUGGAGACUACCGCAUGCCUGGGAGUUUCAAAGAGGCGAGAGUGUAUUUCCAAAUCCACGAGCCAGAGGUAAAUUAUCUCGUGGACUCAGCCACCAUACAGGAGGUCCCUCACAUUUCCAACCUGAAGUCUGAAACCAACGGAAGGAUUGACCAGCUACGCAAAGCCAACAUCAAUAUCAAGGUAACGGACAACCAUGUACAUCCGUCUGGUCUAACUGUGGAGGUCCAACAAACUAGCAGCGAGUUCGGCUGGGGCUCUGCUGUGGAUGCCAAUGACAUCACAGACUCCCAACACAAGAAAUACCAGGACUACUUCUAUGACAAUUUCGAGUGGGCUGUUCUAGAGAAUGCUCUCAAGUGGUACUCAAUGGAGCCCCAACAGGGACAAAACAAUGUUGCACUGCCGAACAAAGCUGUAAAUACGUUGCGAUCAAAGGGGAUCAAAGUGAGAGGACACAACAUAUUUUGGGCAGUACCCAAAUGGGCCCCUAGCUGGCAGUCCCAGUUAUCUCCAUCAGCUCUGAAGAAAGAGAUGCAGUACAGGAUUGGUGAGAGUGUGGGAUACUUCAAAGGAAGAUUGCCUCACUGGGACGUGAAUAACGAAAACACACAUGGCGAUUUCUACGCGCAGCAUCUACACGACCCCGACAUCACCAUGUGGAUGUUUAGAGAGGCGCACAAGGCAGACCCGGGUUGUCUUCUCUUCUUAAACGACUAUGACAUUGUGAGUGGACAUGAAGCCACCACGGGAUAUGAAGACCAAGCUACGUAUCUGCGCAGUAAGGGUGUCCCUGUUAACAGAAUAGGCAUUCAGUCUCACCUCGGUGGAGGAGGAGUUGACAUCGAUGCAAUCAAGCAUCGGCUGGACGAAGUUGCUCGAGCAGGUCUGAAGAUGUGGAUCACGGAGCUGGAUAUUAAUGAUAGUAAUGAGAAUACAAAGGCUGACAAAUAUGAGCAGGUGCUCCGACUGUACUUCGGUCAUCCUGCUAUAGAGGGGAUCAUGUUCUGGGGAUACUGGGAUGGCAGACAUUGGCUACCAAAAGCUGCUCUUGCUAACGGUCCAAACGUAACACCAAACGCUGCUGGGCGGAGGGUGAGGCAGUUGAUCAAGGGGGAGUGGAGGACCAACGAGUCCCAUUCUGUCCAGGAGGGACAGAACCUCCGAGUGAGAGGAUUUAAGGGUGGUUACACGGUGCAGGUUAAACAUAACGGUAACGUCAUCAAGACCGAGCACUUCACUCUGGGUGGCAACGGUGUAGACCUGACUAUCAGUCUGUCGGGAUCAGGGAACAACCCGCAUGUUAACAACAUCCUUAUCGGAUAGGUGCCGAGGUAAUAAAUGUUGCAACACUCA
This is a messenger RNA of Haliotis rufescens (red abalone), 3622 nucleotides long. RefSeq lists its product as uncharacterized. The transcript is spliced from 27 exons. Gene Ontology annotation, biological process: carbohydrate metabolic process. The record is from RefSeq and is a predicted model, not a curated record. Gene Ontology annotation, molecular function: hydrolase activity, hydrolyzing O-glycosyl compounds. Lineage: Eukaryota; Metazoa; Mollusca; Gastropoda; Lepetellida; Haliotidae. The coding region runs from base 23 to 3592 and encodes 1189 amino acids.